Candidula unifasciata is the source of this 2862-nucleotide messenger RNA. The record is from the annotation of a GenBank genome assembly. Lineage: Eukaryota; Metazoa; Mollusca; Gastropoda; Stylommatophora; Geomitridae.
AUGUGGCUGUUUGCAAACAUGAAGUUCUGGUACAGACUGGUCAGUCUGCUGCUGAUGGCUGUCGUUUCGGUGGGCAUCCUCAUCAGCUUGUCCUUCAACAUCCAUCGAUCGCAGCUAGAGCGCCAACACAGUCUGAUGCCUAGGAGCAGGGACCGGAGGGCCGAUUUCAAGGUGCACGUGAAACGUCUGUUGAGGCGAGGACAGCUGGAGAUAACCCUGGGAGGCUGGGUGAUGCCUGACGAGGCCAGCAGCCACUACAUCUCGGUGAUUGACCAGCUGAUUGAAGGACAUCAGUGGCUGUGGGAAAACCUGGGGGUCCGACCAGAAAACAGUUGGUCAAUCGACCCGUUUGGCCACUCGAGCACUAUGCCGUACUUGUGGAAACGUUCUGGCAUGACCAACAUGGCAUCAUUAAUAAAAGAAAAAGCUUUAGAAUUUAACUGGCGUCAAAUGUGGGACAUGACCGGCUCCACUGAUAUCUUCUGCCAUGUCAUGCCCUACAUGUUAUACAACAUCAAGUACACUUGUGGGCCUAACACCUUCUCAUGUCUGCACUUUGAUUUCCGAGCCAUCCACGGAGAGACGUCCGAGUCACUAGCCACGGAAGUUACCGAUGGCAACGUGGAGAGCAGUGCGGAGAUGCUCUACCGUCAGUACAGGGCUAAGGCCAAUUAUUUCCGCUACAACACAAUUCUGGUGCCCAUUGGUGAUGACUUCCGCUACGACAGGGAGGUCGAAUGGGAUCAACAGUACAACAAUUAUCAGAAGCUAAUUCAGUUCAUGAAUUCUAAGCCUGAAUGGAACAUUCACGUCCAAUGGGGCACUCUGAAACAUUACUUCCAGAAUGUUGAGGAUGAACGCAACAAACGGAAAUUCCUGGACAAAAAUGAUGACCCUCCAGUUCUUAGCGGUGACUUCUUUCCAUACUCAGAUAAAGACAUGGCCUAUUGGACUGGCUACUUUUCUACUCGUCCAUUUGACAAAUACUUGAGUCGUGAACUUCAGUCCAUUCUCCAGGCGGCAGACAUUCUCAACACUUUAUACUAUGCUGUUAGUAAAAGAAAGAAUGGCAAAUCGGAGGUUCAUUUUUCAACCCAGGCUUCACUUCUACAACAAGCUAGAAGAGCUCUGGGGCUUUUUCUCCACCAUGACGCCAUAACGGGCACUUCUAAAUCUUUUGUGGUGGAAGAUUAUGAGCAGAACCUCUUUAGGGCUCUUGAGAAUGUUCGUGACGUCAUGAAGUUCCUUAUUCAGUCACUGUUGUCUGAUGGUCAAGUGGAGUCACCAGUGGUGUUUCAACCAGAAACGGCCAGAAAGCAUUACCAAGGGCUUCCGCAGAAACAGCUGAUUUCUGUGGCAGAAUCUGGAACAACUGUGGCUUUCUUCAACUCUCUAGCUCAUCCACGGCAGCAGGUUGUCCAUCUGCUAGUGGACACUCAUCAUGUGGUGGUCAUGUCCAGCACAGCCGAGGUGAUUUCUAUUGAAAUUAGUCCUGAAUGGAGCAAAGGGCAAGAGUCUGUGAUAAUAGAAAAUAUAUUUGAAUUAUCGUUUAUAGCUGACAUUAGUCCAUUUGCCAUUACAUCGUACACUUUGUACAGAAGAACUCCCCCGCCUCUUUCAGUACAUUUAAAGUCCAUAGAAGUCAUUAACAGUCCCAGAGGGAAAGUACACAGCUCUGUACAUUUUCCUGCAAGCAGCUUAAGGGUCAAGAAAACAGACCCGAUAAAAAUUGACAAUCAAGUAAUUCAGCUGACCUUUGACCCAAACACUGGAUCCUUGUUUGAGGUAAAGGACAUGGUGACUGGAAGAGAACACCAGCUUAACAUCAGUUUCCAAGUCUACCAGUCUCGAGGCAGCGGAGCUUAUCUCUUCUCUCCAAAAGAAGCGGCCACACCUUUGUUCUCCAACAUUCCAACCAUGACCAUCUCCAGGGGCUCGCUGACAACAACUGUUGUUGUAGACUUUGGCCAGCAAGUGGUUCAUACAGUCACCCUGUACCACAAGCCUUCACAGCUGGCUGCAGCCAUAUUUAUUGAAAACCUGGUGAACAUUGAUCAGCUGAAGGACAAGGAGGUGGUCAUGCGACUAGACACAGACAUCGACAACCAUGAUCUCUCCUACUUCACUGACCAAAAUGCCUUCCAAUUUAUUCGCCGUCGUACCAACAAAGAUCUGCCUAUAGAAGCCAAUUAUUACCCUAUAACAUCAGGUGUGGUCCUGGAAGAUCCCACAUCAAGACUUACCUUGUUGACUGCUCAACCUCACGGAGUUGCCUGUCUAGCUAUUGGCCAGGUGGAGCUGAUGCUUGACCGACAACUUGUCAUGGAUGAUAAGCGUGGGCUGGGCGAGGGAGUCACAGACAUCAAACCCACCAUCAGCAGGUUCGUCAUCAUGAUGGAACAGAUAACUCUAUCGGAGUCAUCUACAACAUCCUCAUCUUAUCAUACAUCCCUGUCUCUGGCAUCUCUUGGUGUCUCAGACAUGCUGCAGCAACCAUUACUGUCUUUCUUCACCAACGUUAACACAACCAUAUUCUCCAGGACGGUUUCCUUGCUAUCAUCUCCUGUACCAUGUGAUCUCAGCAUCAUUAGCUUUCGUAGUCUAACCACAGGCAGCUUGGACUACAAUGGCACCAGUCUCAUGCUUCACCGCCGUGGCUACGACUGCAGUUUCCCAUCGAACAAUCACCUGUGCUCACUGGCCGAGUAUCCACUGACCUUUGGCACUCUGCUCACAAAAUUUAACCUAUCAAACAUUUACGAAACUUCGCUGACCCUGACCUCGAACAAAAGGCCAGUUAGCCCCACAGACAAGAUCUCCAUAGCUCCUAUGGAAAUUGCAACAUUCCAUUUUCAUUUUUAA